Molecule: messenger RNA, 414 nt
Organism: Vitis riparia (riverbank grape)
Lineage: Eukaryota; Viridiplantae; Streptophyta; Magnoliopsida; Vitales; Vitaceae
Product: lysine-rich arabinogalactan protein 18-like
Exons: 2
Coding region: 1-414 (137 amino acids)
Source: RefSeq, a predicted model, not a curated record
AUGGGUUAUCCUACUAAGCCCCACCUUGAGCGCCGCCACCAUUGUCGAGAACAUUUCACUCUCAACCAAUGGACACAGUUGGCUGGUAAAAACCUAACGAAGUCAGCAUCUGAAGCAACCCCACCUAGGCCAGCAUUUCCAGUGCUAGCACAGGCUGAGCAGGCACAGCAGGACGAGAGUCCCAUAGAGUCUAUUCCACCCGCCCCUACUGCACCAUCUAUGCCUCAGGCCACCUCUACUGAUCCUCCUGCUACACUUCCUGUUCCACCAGCUGCACCUCCUACAUCGGAGGACUUUAUCACUGUAUCUGGCACGAAGUUUCAUGCCAUGCAUCUGGAACUUUCACCACCUCAGACUGACAUUCCUGGACCAUCAGAGCCCAUAGCUCUAGCUAAGGAGACGACUCCAGCUUAA